UGGGCGGGGCGGGCCUGGAGCCCCGCCCCGAUUCUCAGCCCCGAAACCCAGUCGCGGACAAGCCUCAGUCCCAGAAGGUUGCCGCUGACUGAGGAGGAAACUGCAUCUUCAGUCUCCUGCCCAACCGCGAGAGGACCUGGGGUUUCGCUGGACGCCCCACAGACCCCCUCAGGGACCCGUCUGUCCCACACCGCCUCGCCCUGCCGGCCACUCCCCAUCAGGUGCCGCAGGGCAGCCUUACCUGCGGGCUCCUGACUCCCAGGGCUUUCAGAGGAUGCUCGGGCCCCCGGCGGGGGCCGUGGGGAAGCAGUGAGUGCCCCCACUGGGCUCUUAUCCUCUUGUGCCAGGGGCUACCCAGGGGACGAGCAUGGUGGUUUUAUUUCGGAGCCCCCUGACCUGGGACGUCUGAGAAGAUGCCUGCCAUGAGGCUGUUCACCUGCUUCCUGCAGCUUCUGGCUGGGCUGGCGCUGCCCGCCGUGCCCCCUCAGCAGUGGGCCUUGUCUGCUGGGAACAGCUCGUCAGAGGUGGAAGUGGUGCCCUUCCAGGAGGUGUGGGGCCGCAGCUACUGCAGGGCCCUGGAGAGGCUGGUGGACAUCGUGUCUGAGUACCCCAGCGAGGUGGAGCACAUGUUCAGCCCAUCCUGCGUCUCCCUGCUGCGCUGCACCGGCUGCUGUGGUGACGAGAACCUGCACUGUGUGCCCGUGGAGACGGUCAACGUCACCAUGCAGCUCCUAAAGAUCCGCUCUGGGGACCCGCUCUCCUAUGUGGAGCUAACGUUCUCUCAGCACGUGCGCUGCGAGUGCAGGCCCCUGCGGGAGAAGAUGAAGCCAGAAAGGAGGAGACCCAAGGGCAGGGGGAAGAGGAAGAGAGAGAAGCAGAGACCCACAGACUGCCACCUGUGUGGCAAUGCUGUCCCCCGGAGGUAACCAGCCCGUCGGAGGAGAGAGAGGAGGAGAGAGACCCCACUCCCGGCUCGUGUAUUUAUUACCGUCACACUCAGUUACCUACCUGCUGGCACCUGCCCCCUAUUUAUUAGCCAAUUGUAUCCCUGCUGAAUGACUCGCUCCUUCCAAGAUGAGGGACAGGGACGGACAGGACCCUCAGGAAUUCAGUGCCUUACACAGAACGUGAGAGAAAGAAAGAAGAUGGCUAUGGACCUGUGGAUGCUUCAGCUUGAGAAGAAGCAAGACGUGUGGUCUUGUGAGGGGCAACCAGGCUCCAGAGGCCCUGGAGAUCUCCAGGGGGCCUGAGGAGGGACUCACUGCCUGUUCCUGGGCCUCGGACUCUGCAUGGACAAGCAGCCCUUGCUUUGGGAGCUCCUGGUCAUGUGCGGGGUGGAGGAGCCUGCUCUGAGGCUGCAUGGCCCUGGCUGGGUGGGAAGGUGGGAAGGCUGGAGGUGGUCUGGCUGCUUCCUCCCCUUCCUGACAGCAGCUCUUCACCCUGGAGGCCAGAACAUUCAGCUCUGAGAGAACAGUGGUUGCCUGGGGUCCCCUGCUGCUCCUUAUCCCCUUAUGGUCUCUUCUUGCAUUUGUCACUGCUUGUGCUGGGACUUUUUUCUUUCUGGCCAAGGCACCACCAAGCUGCCCCUCACAGGGACACAGGCAAAGAGUGGGCCCUGGGCUGGACAAGGAGUGGCCCAGCCAAUGGGGAUGGGGUCACUGAGGGGAGGGCCUCAUGUGUUCUAGCCCAAUGGCAUGUGGCAAGGGGAGCAGGUUCCCUGAGGACCCCACACAAGCUGCCCCUGCAGAGCCGUCUGACUGCCAAGCCAGGUUCUCUUGAAUAAAGUAUUCUAGUCUGGAAACAGCUUACCAGGGGAGUGUGUCUGCUGAGGCGGUGGGCAGUAGUGGAAAAUGGAAGCAGGACAAAGACAUCAUGGGGAAAAUGGAAAAAAAGCACGAGUUGUCUGAGCCUCAGUUUCCUCGUUUGAAAAAUGUGACCAGAAAUAGCACCCACCUCAUCAGGUUGUGAGAAAGUACAUCACAGUGUAUGGCAAUACGUUAGUUUUCUCCUCUCUCCCUCCCUCCCUUUGACAACUGAGGAAACUGAGGCCCAGAAAGGUGAAAUGGCUUUCCUGAGACCUGAGAGAGCCAAAAGAACCCUGAACUGGAAGGCAGAGGCCUGGGCUUUGUCCCUAACUCACCAAGUGACAUUGGAUUUCCCUCUGCCUCAAUGUUUCAUCUCUAACAUGAGGCUUAGCUAGAUACCCCUUUGAUUUUGGCAUGCUGAAAUUCAAAAGGGGCCCAGGCUCAAGUCUCAGUGGCCCUGGAGUGGCCUCAGGGUAGCUCAGGCCUGCUCCUGUGGCAUUCUGUGGUGUUUUCUUCCUAGCUGCUUUAGUCAAAACCCUGGGCUCCGCUCCUCCCCCAACAAGGAGCUCCCAAGAGGUAGUCUUGUCUCCAAAGUUGGGGAGAGGCCUGGUCCCAGUCACCUGGAACACCAUCAAAUUCAAGCACACAGUCCCUUUCCCCUUCCCCCAGGGCUGCCCCACACCCAGCCCAGUGCCCAGCUCUCCAGACCCAGAGCAAGUGAGGCUCCCAGGCCCUUUAGGGAGGAUGUCCUGGCCUGAGCCCCAAAGGACUGAAUUGCAAUAUCCUCAGCUUGUUCAGGUUGCCAGAGGCGUGGAGCCUCAGAUGCUGCUCAGUUUGUUCUUCCCUUUUACCUUCCAUCUUCCUCUCUCUUCCUCCUUAAUGCCUUGGCAUAGAACAGCGACAAAAAAUACUCUAAUUUUUUUUUGUUUUUAGUCUAAACCAUUUACUAUCAGACUGCCUGCAAGGUGUGUACACGUGCCUUUUUAUGAUGCGUGUGUCAGUGAGGAAGGGGUUCCCCCCCUCUCCUCUGCCCUGCUUCCUCAUUUGAGCUGCUCAGACAAACCCGCAGGCACCCAGGGGAACAGGGGUCAGCCUUGGGCUUUGGAGGGAAGACACGAAUAGUCCAGUGGGGUGGGGUGGCCUUGCUGAGGCAGCUGCCCUUGGUGACCUGUUCACUGAGGCCUGGGGUCUCCUGGAGGAUGCUCUGGUCAGAAUGUGCUUCUGGCUGGUGAUCACAGAGGGGGUGUGGUCAGCCCCGGGGGACAUUCACUUCGCAGAAGAAAUGCACUUUCACUCUUGCUUCUCCCCUCUUUGGCCACAGCUGUUGUGAGCUGGGAGCUGCAGGCUUUGACCAACUGAGAGCUGAGAAGAGCAACCUCAUCCCUUGGCCAGGCCUCUGGCUCAGUCCCAGGGACCCCAGUCCAGCCUCUAUAACAUCUCCAAGACUCAGCUCCACAGGGUCAGCUAGAUGGAAGUCAGCUUCCAUGAGCCCCCACCCUACCCCCGAAAAGACCUCUGAAGAGGGCUAAACAGACACCAGGGGAGCACCUGAAGGCAGAAGCAAAAAUCUGCACUCAUGGCCAGAGGCCUCCCGGCAGGAACAAGUAGGAAAGGAACUGACAGGCUUAUUUGACCAUGUCUGCAGCCCAUUCAGAUAAUUUAGGCUCCAAAGGACCCUUUUCCUUUGUUCAUCAUUUAUUUAUGGAUCACCACCUAUAUUCUAGACACUGUUCUGGGCGCUAAGUUUCCAAGGAAGAAUCAAACACAAAAGGACCCUGCUCUCAUAGAGCUUG
This is a messenger RNA of Loxodonta africana (African savanna elephant), 3598 nucleotides long. It is a transcript of the gene PGF, whose product is annotated as placental growth factor. Lineage: Eukaryota; Metazoa; Chordata; Mammalia; Proboscidea; Elephantidae. Gene Ontology annotation, cellular component: membrane. Gene Ontology annotation, molecular function: growth factor activity; vascular endothelial growth factor receptor binding; chemoattractant activity. Gene Ontology annotation, biological process: positive regulation of mast cell chemotaxis; sprouting angiogenesis; vascular endothelial growth factor receptor signaling pathway. The transcript has 7 exons. The record is from RefSeq and is a predicted model, not a curated record. The coding region runs from base 414 to 926 and encodes 170 amino acids.